Messenger RNA from Gamsiella multidivaricata, 5226 nucleotides. RefSeq lists its product as uncharacterized. The record is from RefSeq and is a predicted model, not a curated record. The coding region runs from base 1 to 5226 and encodes 1741 amino acids. NCBI's taxonomy places the organism in Eukaryota, Fungi, Mortierellomycota, Mortierellomycetes, Mortierellales, Mortierellaceae. The transcript is spliced from 13 exons. Gene Ontology annotation, molecular function: protein serine/threonine kinase activity; protein binding. Gene Ontology annotation, biological process: protein phosphorylation; telomere maintenance; DNA damage checkpoint signaling. Gene Ontology annotation, cellular component: nucleus.
AUGGAGUACGUAUGCACAAGGGUCUUGGAGAAACUCGAUGGAAAGCAGGACCAAUGGCUGGAGGCACUAUUCUAUCCAUGGACCGGAUUAAGCCCGACAGGAUUUAUCGAACCGAAUUUGCCAGAACUUGUUCCAAAGAUGAUCCUUCUCCACAGCCGUAGCCUCAUCGAGAAGGUGGCCUCAAUUUUCAAGGAACCCGCUGACGUUCUCUGCAUUCGACAACUGGAUCACAUUUUAGCUGCAAUCUAUAUGCAGCUUAGCGACGAACAUUUCCAGCCCUGCAUACAGCUCUUGCUUAACCUUAUUUCAAAGCCUCUGGGCAUCGCCGAUUUGACUACACUUUCCACGGAAGGAUUACUCUGCUGCCUCAGCGUGGAACUUGGCCACGAGGAUCCAUUGAAACGCGACAAGGCCAAGAAGGUCAUUGAAUUUGUCGAGGAAAAAGUUUGGGAAAAUUCCAAGCGGGAGCAGGCGGCUCAAGGAAAGGUUGCGGAGAGACCGCCUUUGGCGCUGUUUCUGAGACGACACGUCCUCGCGAUCUUGGCCGAAAUGAACAAUGCAAUCCAGGAUACGUCGCAGAUAGUGCCACUACGAACAAAGGCGAAAUACCUCCGCAGCCUUAUUCCUUUGGUGCAACUAUUGGAUCCAAUCCAAAACUCAGUGCUUUCUCAGAUUUUCUCACCACUGGAUAUUGCACUGAAUACCCGAGGCCUGCGACUCCAUGCUCUUCUAAUGCUAAAUGGUGUCCUUCAUCUGGUCAAGCCCGCGCAGCUUGAUGGAGUACUCGGUCAUGUAGUCCACACUAUGAUUAAGUACUAUCCCAGCUCCAACGAGAAGGAGCGUGCAGUCGAACUGGAGAUCCUACAGUUCCUCAUUUUGCAACUUCAAGUGGAGUUGGGCGCUGUCUUACCCGAUGUCAGAUAUCUACCGGAUCUUCCAGAGUUUGAGGAAAUGAACAGAGUUCUCAAGGAGGUCAAGACACGUUUUGAGUUCGAACCACAGCUCAAGCGCCUGAUCGACCGCUCUGCGGACGAGCGCGCCGAGUUAGCAGAGCAGGCGAUAUUGGAAUUGCGAGAAUUCUUGUUGGCGCAUGAGCACCAACUGCUGGAAAUGACCACAACCAAAGACAAGGAUGUCGCCCCUAUCGUAAAUGAUUUGAUCCGCGCCCUUUUGUCUGGGAUCGGACGGUUCAGAGGAUUGGACGCGCCAGUUCCUCGUCGAUGCAUAGAAUGCCUAGGAAUUAUUGGAGCCGUAGAUCCAGCCAAGUUAUCGACAAUGCGGCUGAUUCCGACUCCACCAGGUCAUACGAACUUCAACGAUCCAGAGGAGGCCAAAAACUUUGUUUGCCGGCUGAUCGAGGUGCAGCUCGUUGGCAGAACCCGAUCAAUUGGCGACAUCACCUCAGAAAGCCAGUGGGCGUACGCACUCCAGACCCUACUGUCGUUUUGUGGCAUCAAGUCGGGCGUACUGGAGGCAACGAUGGAAGUACUGACGCCGAGGCGCUCACUCCCGGGUGCGCCGUCCUUCAAAACUCCUGCAGAUCGCUGGAAAGCAUUUCCACGCCAUGUGCAGGAGGUCUUGGAGCUUUUGAUUGAUGCCAAAUAUUCCAAGCCAAAUUCGACCGACCAGCGGACCUAUCCUAGUCCUCUCUACCCUCAUGUCGGCACCUUCAAAGAGUGGCUCACGUUUUGGACACUUGCGCUAAUUGGAAAAGUCUCUGGUCGGUAUGCUAAGGAGAUCUUCCAGGCUUGCAAGAGCGUUGUUCCGUACGACACCAACACGUGCUUGUACAUAUUGCCACAUCUGGUCCUACUUAUUUUACUGGAGGGAACCGAGAACGAUAGGAAAGAGAUUGUGGAGGAAAUGGCUGCUGUUUUAGGAAGCGGCAGAAGCUGGAGACAGGAAGGCGUGGAACAAACGCUCGCUAUAUCAAAGCAAUCAUUUAGCGAGCUCAAUCAACUCGGAUCGCAGACGGUCUUUGGGCUCUUUGAUCAUAUCUCGAAAUGGAUCCAAUUGAGAAAAGCCCCAACUGGCAAGACUCCAACUCCUCGGGGCCACCCGACAGCGAGCGAUCUGUCUCAAAUCGCGGCGAGGGCGCAGGACCCUACGGUCAACAUUGUACAAGCCCAUUUGACAUCUAUUUCUCACGACGUGAUAGCAAUGGCCUCGUUCAAGUGUAGGGCAUACGCGCGCUCGCUUCUCCACUAUGAGCAAUGUAUCCGUGAUGCGAGACAACAGCGGGAGCUGACAGAACUGGAUUUUCAGACUCUAUACGAGAAGCACCAGGAGAUUUACGCUCACAUGGAGGAACCGGAUGGGAUGGCCGGGAUUUCAGGCCUGAUCACAAGCGGCAGUCCGACCCAGAACCUCCUUCAAUGCGAGAGUGCUGGGGGCUGGAUUGAAGCGCAGGCAUAUUAUGAACUAGGACUUCAGGCAAAUCCAGGAAAAUACGAGAAUCACGCAGGCCUGUAUAAAUGCCUUGAGAACCUUGGACACUUUAAUACGUUACUAACUGGUGUCGAAGGGGACAUCCAGACACAUCCUGAAUGGGAGCAGCAACUUAACAACUGGCGGAUUGCGUCGGCCUGGAAAGUGCAGAAUUGGCAGUCGUUGGAGGUGGCCCUCUCCCGAUCUGUGCACUCGAGCUUUGAAACUGGGCUGGGGCAGCUGGUUCUCGACCUUCGAGAUAACAGAGUCGUGGAGUUUGAGGAACAUCUCCAGCAAGUCCGUGCUAUGCUGAUUGCGCCUCUUGCCGCUGCUAGUAUGGAGAGCUACGCUCGCGCGUAUGAACAUAUAGUUCAACUUCACAUGCUGCAUGAGCUGGAAGUCGCUUUCAGAAGCUGCAAUUUGAAUGUCUCGCCGUCGAAUAAGCUAGGAUCCCAGAUUGUCUUGUCCUUACAAGAAGGAGAAACCUACGUUAGUCGACUGCGGCUGUACGAGCCGACCUUGGAAAGAAGAUUUGAAUCAAUGGCACCUUCUUUUAGGCUGCGUGAACAAGUCGUUCGAUUGCGCCGGGCCGCUUUCUACGAUAUCAGCGACUUAAAUUACCUGAAAGAGUCCUGUGGACAUCUCUGGCUCGAGUCAGCCAGGGCAGCUCGAAAGUCCGGUAAUAGCCAGGUCUCAUAUAGUGCUAUGCUCCACGCGGAGGAGUUCAAGAACCACUCCGCUGCUAUCGAACGUGCCAAGUGGGAGUUCAUCCAUAAACAUGAGCGUCAAGCGAUCAAAACCAUUGACUCAGCACUGAAGCGUGGUCGCCGCGCGGCUCCUGUUUUUAACACGGAAUUGCAACGGGUGCAAGAUCGAGAGAUAGACAGAAGUCAGGUUGGCUAUAUCCGCGCUAGGGCACAUCUGCUAAGGACGCGGUGGGUGGACAGAGGCAGCCUUGUCAGUCCCAAUGACAUCUUAGAGGGGUACCGACAGGCAACAGUCGAGUGCGACUACUGGGAAAAGGGAUACUAUGCUGCCGGACAGUACUUCCUGAAACUGUAUGAGGGCACUCGGCGUUACAAGGCCCGUCCACCGACUCUUGGGUAUUUAACCACCGCGUGUCGUCUUUAUGGCAAAGCCUUGACGCUCGGACCAAAGUACCUGUACCAAGCGCUGCCCAGGCUACUGACAUUCUGGCUCGAUCUGGGGUAUCAGGCAAUAUUGCCCAAGGCGGACGCUGCUAGUAUCGAAUUCCAAAACGUCAACAAACUAAUGGAGGGAUUGGCGGGGUACCUACCCGAGUACAUGUUUUUGUCUGCGUUCCCGCAAAUUAUCUCACGCAUUUGUCAUAAGAGUCCGGACGCAUUUGGGGUGCUGCAGCAUAUCAUUGUCAACGUUGUGCUUGCAUUCCCCGACCAAGCAAUUUGGCAGAUGGUCUCAGUCUCAAGGUCGGUCGUCGGUGAGCGCAAGCGCGUUUGCAACAAGAUCCUUGAUAACGUUCAUCUUCGACCGCAGAUAGGCGCAGCCACUGUGGAACAGAUCAAAGAGGCUCUCGAUCUUUGCGACAACCUGAUCGCGCUUUGCAUGGCACCCGUGCCGGACAAGGUUGAUAAGCUGAGCUUGGAAAAACAUUUUAGCAGGCAGUACUCGCAGCUUAGACAGCACUACAAUGUGACGGUGCCUUGUCAGCGCGCUUUAUGGCCAACCCUUCCAGAGUCGAGUGCGACGGUUGCUUCGCAUCAGCCAUUCAAGUCGAACCUCCCCAAGGUUGAACGGUUUAUGGAUGAGGUUGAAGUCAUGUCCUCGCUGCAGAGACCUCGUAAGAUCACGAUCGUAGGAAGCGAUGGGGUGAAUUACACCUUCUUGUGCAAGCCCAAGGACGACUUGAGAAAGGACGCAAAAGUCAUGGAAUUUAAUGGCCUCGUCAACAUGCUGCUCAGGAAGGAUAGGGAGGCGAGCAGAAGAAAUCUCUACAUCCGGACGUACUCUGUAAUCCCUCUGAACGAAGAGUGUGGACUGAUCGAAUGGGUUCACAAUACUAUCCCGUUCCGACACAUUAUGCAGAAGCAAUACAAGAUCAAUAACGUGAAUUUACUCUCGAUCGCGGAGAUCAAGAGAAUUCUGGACCACGAAGACCACGUCAGGAUGUUUGUCAAGGACCUGCUACCCAGAUUCCCGCCAAUCUUUUAUCAGUGGUUCAUCGAUAUAUCUGCUGAGCCAACCGCUUGGUUUGAAACGCGUCUCCGAUACACGCGCACUACUGCUGUCAUGUCGAUGGUCGGAUAUAUUAUGGGACUGGGCGACCGCCAUGGAGAGAAUCUGCUGUUCGAUGAUCGGAAUGGGGACAUUGUCCAUGUUGACUUUAACUGCCUCUUUGAACAAGGCAAGACCUUCCCCAAACCUGAAAAAGUCCCUUUCCGACUCACGCAGAAUAUGAUCGAUGCCAUGGGCCUCUCAGGAUACGAUGGAGUGUACCGUCUGGCAUGCGAGCAGACACUGCAGGUGUUCCGAGACAACACCGAGUCGCUCGUAUCCGUCCUCGAGGGCUUCAUUCACGACCCGUUGGUGGAGUGGUCCAAGAGCAAGCGACGCGUGGCGGCAGCAGCAGAAGUGUCGGACCCACAGCAGAAUGAGAAGGCGCAGGCCAUCCUCACAAUUAUCAAGCGCAAGUUGAGCGGUACCGAGAGCCCGAACAUGUAUAUGCUCUCAGUUCAGGGGCAAAUUGAGGAACUAAUCCAGUCAGCAACCAGUGCUGACAAUCUGUCGAAGAUGUAUAUCGGCUGGUCCGCAUAUUUGUGA